Messenger RNA from Knipowitschia caucasica, 477 nucleotides. Lineage: Eukaryota; Metazoa; Chordata; Actinopteri; Gobiiformes; Gobiidae. The record is from the annotation of a GenBank genome assembly.
AUGAUGCGGUUCAUGCUUCUGUUCAGUCGUCAGGGGAAGCUGCGUCUGCAGAAGUGGUACACGGCCACAGGAGACAGGGACAAGAAGAAGAUGGUGCGAGAACUCAUGCAGAUCGUCCUGGCUCGCAAACCCAAGAUGUGCAGCUUCCUGGAGUGGAGGGACCUCAAGAUUGUGUACAAGAGGUACGCCAGCCUGUAUUUCUGUUGUGCGAUAGAAGAACAGGACAACGAGCUCAUCACACUCGAGAUCAUCCAUCGCUUCGUCGAGCUCCUGGACAAAUACUUUGGCAGCGUGUGUGAGCUGGACAUCAUCUUUAACUUUGAGAAGGCGUACUUCAUCCUGGACGAAUUCUUGAUGGGAGGAGAGAUCCAAGACACCUCCAAGAAGAGUGUCCUCAAAGCCAUCGAGCAGGCGGACCUGCUGCAGGAGGAGGAUGAGUCGCCCCGCAGUGUUCUGGAGGAGAUGGGUUUGGCGUAG